GGAAAUUUUAUUUACAUUUACAUUUUUAUAUAAAUCGGACCUAUUAAAUUUAUACAGUGGAUUUCGGACAAGCAAAACAACUUCUUAAAUUGCUGACCGCGCAACCAGCGCCCGCCCACCUGCAACAAAAACAUUCGGGCAAUGCAUGCGUCUGCUACGUUGUUGUUUCAUUGCGCCGCAAUUGUUUAAUUUGUAGCCUUUUUGUUUGCGUUAAUAUAAAUUUAAGAUCGAAAGUGACGCAGAAUCCAAACGUCAAGUGCAAGUGAAGGCUUUCGCCUCGCGCUUAUAACACCAACGACAUAGAGAAUAAUCGCUGCAACAACAACGAAUCAGCUGUCAAACCGCUUCAAGAUGGCCAUACCCCCACCACCAGGACCACCGCCACCGCCGGGCCCGCCGCCACCACCGGCUAUGGGCGGACUAAAGCUGGGCGGCGGCGGCGGAGCAGGCGGUGCUGAUCCGCGCUCCGCGCUACUUAGCUCCAUUCAGAAGGGCACCAAGCUGCGCAAAACGGCCACAGUUGACAAGAGCGGUCCGGCGUUGUCCGGACGUGUUUGUGAUGGCGACGGCGGCGGCGGCAGCAGCGGCGGCUCUGCAGCGUCAGCCGCUUCGAAGCGCACGCUCAACAACAACACCAGCAGCAGCAACAACAACAACAUCAACAGCAAUGGGGCGCCCAAAUUGGGUGGCCUUUUCGAAGGCCUGUCGCAGAUGCCAAAGCUGAAGCCAGUCAAUGGCGUUCGUGCAGCACCAACAGCGGCAGCGCCGUCAGCGGCAACAGCAGCGACGCGCAGCAACAGCCCCCCCAGCGCCGCCGGCAACAAUGGACCCAUGGACUUUAACGCAGAGCUCACCAAGCAUUUAACAUUGAAGCGUCAGAAGCAACAGCAACAACAACAACCGCAACAACCGCAACAACCGCAACCACAGGCAACAAGCAACAGCACACAUAUCAAUGCAACCGAAGCCAAUCUGAGAACAAAUCGCGGACCACCACCGCAGCCGCCAAAGAACUCCAGCGAUUCCAUAUUGGACCGCAUGAACAUACCUCGUACGGCGCCGCCCACGUCCACGUCCACGUCAACGACUGCGAAUGGCCAUGGCAAUGCCAAGCCGAAAGCCUCAUCGCCCACGCUCUCGGAGAGCGGCAGCAGCGGGAGCGUGAAAAGCAAAGCGGCUAAUCUUAGUAUCUCGUUAGGCAAUAGUUUUGUAAAUAGUUCAAUUACAAAAACAACAACAACAACAAGCGCAACAACAGCAGCAACAAACUCCAGUCGAACAGCAACAACAGCAACAACAACAUCAACGGGAACUCUGCGCAAUUUGGCGCCCAAUAAAUCAACGCUGUUUGGCGGUGCUGGUGGUGGUGGGUCUGGUGGUGCUGGUUGUGGUCCUGCUGCAGCAGCAAUUGGUGGUGGUAAUGUCUCGCCCACGCCCACGCCCACACCGCCCGCAGCACAGCAACAGAAGCCGGCCAUUGGGUUUGGCAAGCCAAACUUUGCGCCAAAGCCGCCGGGCCUGCAGCAACUGGCGCUCGCCAACGGGCAUCAGCGGCCGGCGGUGGCGCGGCAUCACAGCAUGAAGUCACCCAGAUCUCCACCAGCUGCUGGCGGCGUCAACGGACCCGUUUUCGCCACCGCCCAACAACAUUUUGGCACAAUGCGCGCUCCGCUCCAGCAACAGAUGCUACUGCAGUCCGGUGAGUGCAUCAGCGGCAGCACCAACAGCAUCACGGGCAGCAUUCGAGCUGCACCCAAUCCGCCAAAGACACGCCCCUCGGUCAAGCCGCCGCCGCCGCCAACGCCAUCGCGCAGCAUCUCGAACAGCAAUUUGAGCAGCAUUGCGGCGCCCUUCAGUGCCGUUAACACGGCGCUGGUGCAGAGCGCGGGGAUCAGCACGUCAGCGCCAUCGCCGCCGCCGCCGCAGCCGCCUUCCAGCUCGAGCAGCAGCAGCAGCGUCGCCGCGCUGCGGGAUCAGUUUCGCGUCGGCGGCAGCGCGACGCCGCCGACACCGCCAAGCGGCAUUACCGCCAGCCCGAAGUCGGCGACAAUGCGCGAGAAGGUCAAUCCCAUCAUUCUGAACGGUGGGCCCAUUAAUCCGCCAGCGCUGCCGCCCCACCGCAGCUGCCCGCCGCCUCCGCCCCCGCAGCGACAGUCAAGCCACACUGGAUCCCAACAGCAGCAACAGCAGGCUCCAGUGCCGCCGCAGCGUCACUCCUCCAUUCGGGCGAAUGCCCCGCUGACGCCGCCUACGCACAUGGCCAAUGCGACGCACAAUUUUGGCAGCAGCGGUGGCCUGUCAACGGGAGCUGGAGCGGGAACGGGCGCAUCUGUUGGUCGGCUGGUCAUCGAUUUGGAGGCAAAGUUUGGCAAAAGAUUUCAUAAUGUCACCGAGUUUCCGAAGCCGCCUCCGUUUCUAAAUAUACAAAAAAUCUAUCCUAGUCGCACGCUUAAGGCAACCAAUGAAACAACUUUGAUGCCAAAUAACAACAACAACAGCAACAACAACAACAGCGCAGCUGCAUGCAACAACAAUGCAAAGGCGCCAACGGUGCUGAAACCCGCCUAUGCGCCGCUUAAGAAACACCGCGCCCCCGCACCACCCCCACAGGCAGGCGUGGCUGCCGCUACAGUGUCUGUGAUAAGGCAAUCCAGCUUUCUAUAUGGCGGCAGCAGCGCAGCAAGCGGCGGCGGCAGCGGCGGCGCCGCAGCUGCUGUCAAUGUGCGUCCAAAAUCGCAGCCGGCGCCAAGUGUGCCACGCAAUUCGACGGUCUAUUAAUCUGGGAGCCUACUGUAAUCAUAACUGUAAAUGAUAUCCAUGUUUAUGCUUUGUAUAUAUGUGUGCAUGUGUGCGUAUGGGUGUGUGUCUCAUUAACGUUGUGUUGUGCCGAGUCCGACUGCGUGCGUGCCUGCGUGUGUGUGUGUGUGUGUGUAUGGGUAAAGUUGUAUAAAGUCUAUGAAAUAUAGCCCGAAAAAAUGAGAACUGUGUAUUUAAAAUAAAUACAAAUAGAUGUAGCAAAUGUGACGAAACAAUUGGAGGGAAAAUUCUGCUGAAGGAAAACUGAGUUAAUUGUGUUAAAGCUGGUUGAGCUUAGCUGCAAAUUAUAUUUAGUUUAGUGUCUUCCCAGGCUAAUACAAUAAUGCGUACACGUACAUACAUAUACAUAUAUAAAUUCUGUACAUAACAAUUAGCGGCAUUUGAAUCUAGACCAAAGUUAGUCAAAUUAUCGAAGAGACAACACCAACACGGAAUACCCUUUUAUAAAUAUUUAGGCGCGUUUCUGUCGCUGUCCCUAUCUAACUAGACUGAAACUGUUAAAUUCAAAUUCAAAUUU
Messenger RNA from Drosophila novamexicana, 3334 nucleotides. It is a transcript of the gene Vrp1, whose product is annotated as WAS/WASL-interacting protein family member 2. The coding region runs from base 352 to 2778 and encodes 808 amino acids. The transcript is spliced from 9 exons. The record is from RefSeq and is a predicted model, not a curated record. Gene Ontology annotation, molecular function: actin binding. NCBI's taxonomy places the organism in Eukaryota, Metazoa, Arthropoda, Insecta, Diptera, Drosophilidae.